Molecule: messenger RNA, 1284 nt
Organism: Aplosporella prunicola CBS 121167
Lineage: Eukaryota; Fungi; Ascomycota; Dothideomycetes; Botryosphaeriales; Aplosporellaceae
Exons: 1
Coding region: 1-1284 (427 amino acids)
Source: RefSeq, a predicted model, not a curated record
AUGCUGCACAUCCUGUCCUCAGACUUCUUCGACUUUGAGUUUCUGCGUAUCCUCGGCACUGCGCCCUUCCACGGCAGCGAUGUGGGCGAGUGCUUGGAAGCCGGCGAGCACAUCCGCAACAACGACCCCGAAAGCUGGUACAAAGCCUGGACGGGCGCCGCCGAGAAGGCCGAGGCCCAAGCCGUCGAGGCGCGACGGACGGGCGACGUCGAGGCGGCGCGAUGGGCUUUCUUGCGCGCUUCCAACUACCGCCGCUCCAGCGAGUUCCUGCUGCACCACUUACCCCACGACCCGCGCCUCUUGCGUUCCGUCGAGCAGGCCACCGCCAACUUCAAGCAAGCCUGUCGCCUGUUUGACAGUCCCGUCAUAGAGCUCGAGAUCCCAUACGGCCAUGGCACCAUGCUGCCCGCUUACCUGUACCUUCCUACUUCCUUUACCGGCGAUAGGGCUCCAGUUAUCGUCAACACCGGCGGCUUCGACUCGAUCCAGGAAGAGCUCUACUAUUAUACUGCUUCGGGUGCGCGUACUCGCGGCUACGCCACCUUGUCGUUCGAGGGACCCGGCCAAGGCUUGAUGCUGCGGCGCAACAAGCUGUCGUUGCGGCCAGAUUGGGAAGUCGUCAUCGCCGCCGUUCUCGAUGAGCUGUUCCAUGCAGCACAAGCACAUCCGCAGUGGCGUCUCGACCUAGCGCGUAUAGCCGUGCUCGGUGCAUCCAUGGGUGGCUACUUCGCCCUACGUGGCGCCACGGACUCUCGUGUCAAAGCCUGCGUCGCCAUCGACGGCUUUUAUGAUCUAGGUGCUGCCGUGCGCGAGCGUAUCCCGUCGCCGGUUUUGACUGCGAUGGAACGCGGUUAUGUGCCCGAUGCUGUCUUCAACGGCCUCUUUUCCAUCAUGGCAAGUCUUAAUUUCCAGACCCGCUGGGAGUUCGGCCACGCCAUGCUCGCAUUUGGCGUCGAUUCGCCCGCUGCCGUGUUGCGUGAGUUCAACCGCUACACGCUGCGGCCGGCCGGCGACGCCGAAACCAUUGUCAGUCGCAUCCGCUGCCCCGUCCUGGUCACCGGCUCGCGCGAGACUCUCUACUUCCGGCCUGAGACUAGCGCGUGUCGCAUCUAUGACGGUCUGACGCAGUUGAAGGAAGGCGACGAGAAGUCGCUGUGGAUUCCGACUGGCGUCGGCCAAGGCUCUCUGCAGGCCAAGGUUGCCGCAACCGCGCACCUUCACUUCAAGGCUUUUGCAUGGCUGGAUCAGGUGUUUGGCAUCGAGAGGAACGACGUGGACAACUGA